This is a messenger RNA of Quercus robur (English oak), 3927 nucleotides long. RefSeq lists its product as uncharacterized. The coding region runs from base 407 to 3688 and encodes 1093 amino acids. The record is from RefSeq and is a predicted model, not a curated record. The transcript has 8 exons. Lineage: Eukaryota; Viridiplantae; Streptophyta; Magnoliopsida; Fagales; Fagaceae. Gene Ontology annotation, molecular function: DNA binding; zinc ion binding.
CUGGUUUGGUCUCAUCUCUCUCUCUCUCUCUCUAAAGAAAAAAGAUUCACAUUCUCUCUCUCUCUCUCUCUCUCUCUCACUCACUCUUUGUUCUCCUACAAUCUUUCAUAUAUAUUUUUUCUUCUUAUAGUUUGUACUAAGCCUUCUGGAGUGCAGUGUAUUUAUAGUAUCCUGCAUAAGUAGCACAAAGAAGUGACAGAAGGAAAGCAAGUUCCAUUGAUUUAAGGAAAAACAGACUUUCAACACGUUCGCUUGGCAUAUCAAAGUUCUCACGGUCGAAGAUGCUUUUAAUGAGGUUUUGUUUUUUCGAUGUGCUAUAUAGGUCCUGUUUAUUUUCUGGCUCUUCUCUCUUAAGAGAAGGAAGAGAAAGUUACUAAGGAUUGCCUAUUAAUCCAUCCAACCAAACAUGAAUGUGGACAAUGAGAACAUAGAGCCAGUGACUGAAUUAGGACUUGCACCGAGUUAUUCUAAUCAGUGUAUUCAGAGACCAAUGAACAUUGAUUCAGGUGCAGGUGCAGGUGCAAAUGCAGGUUCAAGGAUAGACAUGACAUUUGUGGCCUCUGGUCCCCUUUCUGAACUAGUUUGGUCUCCUCAUAAAGGUUUGAGUCUCAAACGUGCUGAUUCCAGCUUUGCCAAUAAAAAACCCUCACUUCUGUGGGGUGCAGGACCAAGCAAUGUGGAUUUUCCAGCACCUCAAAGCUUUAUGGGCGGGAGUUCUACAACUGACAAACCUGUAGAUGAAGUCAUUACACCACAAGUGGCAAGUCAUACAAAGGAAGAUUUUGCUGGUGCAAUUACUUCAAAUGCAUCUCUUACAAGUGCUGGUGGUGGCAUGCCAGAAUUUCAGCCAAAUCAUGAACAUAAGACAGGACCUGUUCGUAAUAUGGAGGAAGUGAACACCAUGGUAGGAUCAUCUGUUCUACAAGUUACUCGAAAGGAGGAUCUAAGAAAGAGUGAAGGUGAUGAUAUUUGUGCCCCAAUCAAUAUUCAAAUGGCUGAAAUAUCUGAGACCAGAGAAAACAAUUCUCCUAGUGUGCCAGGUGCAUGCCCGUAUCUUUUGACUCUUUUUUCCCAGAAGAUAGUUCUAGGUCUGGUAUAUGGAGGAACAUCUGAUAUUAUACCAACCGAAAUAGAUGAACCUAAACCUGACAUGGUGGCAAAUGAACCAUUUUCUGAGGACUCUAGAGGUGGAGGCAGAGAUUUUGGAAGUGGCAAUCAAAUAUUGGGAAAGAAUAUCAAUUUGGCCUCUGAUGUUCUCCCUGUGGAUAAAUGCAAAGCUUCUGAAACUUCAGUCCAGAAUCUUAGUUCCCCAGGCAAAAGACCUUUGGAAAUGCUGGAGUUCACUGCUGAGAAUGAUUUACGAACUCUGACUGGUGAUAGCGCUUGUGGUGCAGCGAAUAAGAUUGUAGAAUCAGAGUUCAAUGAAGGUAAAACUGGCUUUCAGCCAGACAAAGUUGUACUUCACAUAAACAAGGCUGUUCCGAUUGAAGUCUUCUUAACUAACAGCAGAAUCCGUAUGCCUCGAAGGAAAGGCAAGGAAAAGGCUUUAUCUAAUGGAGAUAUUGAUCGAAGAUUGUCAAAAGAGGAAGAUGAUAGCCAUGAGAGUGUUGAAAGCUGCAACAGUGGGUUGUUUUCAACAGGCAAGAAGAGGUGGAGCGUUGAAGGACACAUGAUUGUUGGGAGUAAAAGAAUCAAAAGCCAAAUUCAAGAUACACCCGGUUCAACAUCCUAUGUUAAACAAGAUAGCUCCUUUAUGAAUUGGAUAUCGAACAUGAUGAAGGGUUUCUCAAAACCAAUGCAAGGUGAGGCACCUGCUCGUGCUCUUGCUAUUGCACAUCCUGAUCAUGGACAUCAGAAUCUUCUCACAUGCAACGAGAAUCAUGAUCCAGGAUUCAAAAAUAAUGGUUUUCAGUCAAUUUUUCAGUCCUUAUAUUGUCCAAAGGCAGGAGGAGAAACAACAUUGUUUAAUGCCAAUUAUCAAACUGGAGAAGGAUCUAAGGAGCAUGAGCUGGAUAACAAGAUGUGCAACAUUAAUGCUACUCCAAUAUCCAUUUGUGAGGAUGGUGAUAAAAUAUGCAGACAAAUUCUGCUGCCAAAUGAUAAGCUUGAUGAAUCAACCUCUGGAGAUGGAGCAGAUUCAUUAAACCAGCCUAAAACAUUUCCAGUGACAUCUGUUUCCAGUAAGGAAGAUAGCAAGAUUAACUCCGGGGAGAAUAAAAAGUCAUGCAACUUGGACUUUGGAAAUGAGAAAGAUGGAAUAAGCUCCAAUUCUUCUCUGGGUAAACGUAGAACUAUCAGUGCUGAGAACAUUGAUUCUGAUCUGCUAGCUGAAGGGAAGACAACUAAUGAUCACAGAAAUAGCUUGUGGAUAACUCGGUUUUGUGCAAAAACUUCUGGCCCUGUGUUAAACGUGGAUGAUCGCAUCCAGAGUAUUGGUGUCGGUCUUGAGUGCUCCACUGAUUGCACAAGACCUCUUCCUUGUCCUGAGAAUUAUGUUGGCUUUUCCAAAAACCACAAAAGUGUGGCAGUAAGGGAGCUCUCUGCUGAAGGUCCAAUGCUUGCUUUGGGCAAGGAAUCACAGAAGUGUCCUGCUGAUACUGACGCAGUUGUUGGUUUUAAUUGGAUCAAAGGCCACAAUGAUCAGAAAUCUGUAAAUAAAUUGAACCCUAAAUUGCCUUCUCCAAAGUUUAAAAGUUCAGAGGCAAUGGCUUCUAUCUUUGCAAGAAGAUUGGAUGCCUUAAAACACAUCAUACCAUCAGAUGUAAAAGAUACUGUAACCUGUUUCUAUUGUGGCAUAAAGGGUCACCAUUUACAAGAGUGUUCUGAGAUAACAGAAAGUGAGAUUGAGGAUCUUCUAAGGAAUAUCGAUUCCUAUAUUGGGGCAGAAGAAUCGCCUUGCUUGUGCAUUAGAUGUUUCCAGUUCAGUCAUUGGGCUGUUGCAUGUCCCAGUACAUCCUCAAGAGGGCAACAUCAAACAAGAUUUGGUACUUCUUUGGUUGGUCCUAGAGAAAUGCAGCAUAAAACGGAAGGUAAAGAAAACUCAAAGCUGCUAACUGGUUGGAAGAGUCAAUUUCAAGCUGCUUGUAAUGGGAGUGCUCUAAGAAUAUCAGACCAUAAUUUUAAUUGGAAACCAAAUGAAAUGAUAGCCCCUGAAGAAAUAGGAUCUAAUGCAAAUUCAUUGAAGAAGUACAUUGCUUCAAGUCCUGUGGAAAACUAUUCAAAAGAAAAUCAGAUCAUGCCUAUCAAUAGGAAACUUUCUGAUGUACCAAAAGGAAUCUUUAACGCCAUAAAAAGCCUUCGUUUGUCUCGCUCAGAUAUCCUAAAAUGGAUGAAUUCCCAUAUGUCACUAUCACCUCUUGAUGGUUUUUUCUUGCGUCUACGGCUUCGGAAGUGGCAAGAAGGACUAGGUGGAACUAGAUACCAUGUGGCUUACAUAACUGGGAAGCAAAGAGAGAAUGCGCCACAAAAUGCAGAAAAUUCUAUCUAUGUAAACUUAGGGGGAAUCAAAGGUUUGGUUGAGAGUCAAUAUGUCUCCAACCAUGAUUUCCUUGAGUGGUUAAAUUGCCAUCACAUUUUGCAGGAUGAGCUUAUGGCAUGGUGGAGUGCAACCUCAAGUGACAGUGCCCAGAUCCCAUCUGAAGAAGAUUUAAGAUUGAAAGUCAAAAAGAGAAAAGUUUUAGGCUUCUAGGAAUCUCCUGAUUUCAGACAUCAUAUCUUUGUUAGUGUCGGCAAUUAAAAUUCUAGCUCACACAAAUGCAAAGUGAGAAGUGAGACAGUUAACGAGCAUUCUUACGUAGCAUAUGUAAAAAUUUAAAAAAAAAAAUUUAUGUUUGCAACAUUGUACAUGUGAAACAUGAAUGUCUAGUUGAAAGUAGGAAAUUCUAUUUUGAAUGUCAUCUUGAACAUGUGAAGGAGGAAUCUUUUUAA